AUGACGCGCUACUAUCAGCGAGAUACAGCAUCCUUGAACUACCAGGAUUCCCCAAACCACCCGUUUCUGAUCUUUGAGGGUAAGACGUGGACGUAUCGACAGUUCUUCGAAUAUGUUACGAAGGUCGGGAAUUGGUUGAUGAAUGAGUUGGGAAUAAAGGUUGGAGAAAUUGUGGCAAUAGAUGGGGGGAACUGUGCCGAAUAUUUGAUGUUGUGGUUUGCGUUGGAUGCGAUUGGUGCUGUUAUUAGCUUUGUUAAUUGGAAUUUGACGGGUGCUGGCUUGGUGCAUUGCGUGAAGCUUUGCGAGAGCAGAUACCUCAUCACUGACGCAGACGUCCGAAAUAAUGUCGAACCGUCCCGGUCGGAACUCGAAGAUCUGGGGGUGAAGAUCCAUUAUUAUGAUCCUUCUUUCUUCGCCUCGCUCAAAGACAAUACUUUCAUACCAGAGUACCGACGAGAAAACGUCACCAUCGAAUCUAUCCGAGGGCUCAUCUACACAUCCGGUACCACUGGGCUUCCCAAGGGAGUGAUAAUGAGUACCGGCCGGGAGCUCCUUGUUGGCCAAAUGACUGCCAAUUACCUAGGUCUAAAACCCCAGGAUCGUAUUUACACGUGCAUGCCUCUUUACCACGGUGCUGCUCACAGCCUUUGUACAACGCCCUCCAUUCAUGCGGGUUGUACAAUUGUUCUUGGUCGAAAGUUCAGCCACAAGACGUUCUGGCCUGAAGUCGCGAAGUCACAAACGACGAUAAUCCAGUAUGUUGGAGAGCUGUGUCGGUAUUUGCUGAACGGACCCAAGAACCCGUAUGAAAGAGCUCAUUGCGUUAAAAUGGCCUGGGGCAAUGGUAUGAGACCCGACGUGUGGGAGCCCUUCAGAGAGCGGUUUGGCAUUCCGAUAAUCAAUGAGCUGUAUGCUGCUACGGACGGGUUAGGAGCGACAUUCAAUCGCAAUGCCGGUCCAUUUACCGCGAACACAAUCGGCCUCCGCGGAGCCAUCUGGAACCGGAAAUAUGGAAAUCAAGAGGUCCGGGUGAGAAUGGAUGUCGAUACUGAGGAUAUCAUGAGAGACAAGAAUGGGUUUGCUGUACGAUGUGGAACUAAUGAGCCGGGACAAGUGCUUCAUAGGCUGACACCUGAGCUAUUGGUCGGGGUCCCUGGAUACUAUAAUAAUGACCAGGCGACAGCGAACAGGAGAAUUACCGAUGUCUUUGAGAAGGGGGACAUGUGGUUUAAGUCCGGCGAUAUGAUGCGACAGGACGAACACGGGCGUGUUUUCUUCGUCGACCGCCUCGGGGACACAUUUCGCUGGAAAUCCGAAAACGUGUCCACGAACGAAGUUGCCGACAUGAUUGGCAAAUUCCCUCAAAUCGCCGAGACAAACGUCUACGGUGUGUCCGUACCCGGAUACGAUGGACGCGCAGGAGCUGCUUGUAUCGUCCUGGCAGACGGCGUGACGGAAUCGACUUUCGACUUCCAAGCCCUCGCCACUCAUGCAAGAGCCGUGCUUCCUGGAUAUGCCGUCCCGCUCUUCCUACGGCUGACUUCCGCAUUAGAAUAUACUGGGACUCUUAAGAUUCAAAAAGGGAGGCUGAAGCGAGAGGGCGUGGAUCCAGAUGCUGUGACGGGAGCAGACAAGAUCUACUGGUUGCCACUAGCGAUUGGGGGGCGAUAA
This is a messenger RNA of Lindgomyces ingoldianus, 1671 nucleotides long. RefSeq names its product long-chain fatty acid transporter-like protein. The record is from RefSeq and is a predicted model, not a curated record. NCBI's taxonomy places the organism in Eukaryota, Fungi, Ascomycota, Dothideomycetes, Pleosporales, Lindgomycetaceae. Bases 1 to 1671 code for a protein of 556 amino acids. The transcript is spliced from 5 exons. Gene Ontology annotation, molecular function: long-chain fatty acid-CoA ligase activity; long-chain fatty acid transmembrane transporter activity.